Molecule: messenger RNA, 2052 nt
Organism: Magnolia sinica
Lineage: Eukaryota; Viridiplantae; Streptophyta; Magnoliopsida; Magnoliales; Magnoliaceae
Product: cyclin-D5-3-like
Exons: 5
Coding region: 76-1011 (311 amino acids)
Biological process (GO): mitotic cell cycle phase transition; regulation of cyclin-dependent protein serine/threonine kinase activity
Cellular component (GO): cyclin-dependent protein kinase holoenzyme complex; cytoplasm; nucleus
Molecular function (GO): cyclin-dependent protein serine/threonine kinase regulator activity
Source: RefSeq, a predicted model, not a curated record
CAAGCUUGCAGACAGGAAAAGAGAAAGACCUCUCUCUCUCUCUCUCUCUACUUAUAAAAUGGCGGAUUCUAUAACAUGUUUUCCACACUAAGCUGUGGAGGAAUGGCAGGCUCAGAUUGCUCUGUAUCACUCUCUAGCCUUCUAUGCCAGGAAGAAGCUUGUUUUGAUGAUGAUGAAGAAGAAGAAGAAGAAGAAAAUGAGAGAUUUCUAUCUAUUGAAGAUUUGGGUCUUUUAGAGACAGAGGAUGAGUACAUAGAGAUCUUGGUUUCUAAAGAAAGGAGUUUUGGGAGUGAAAGUUCUGGAUCUUCUGACGAUUUUUCCACUGAGAACUGGCUCAAAUGCGCUCGGUUGGAUGCCGUCCGAUGGAUUCUGGAAACGAGAGCAUUCUUCGGCUUUAGUUUCCAGACUGCUUAUCUUUCCAUCUUUUAUCUGGAUCGAUUCCUUUCAAAGCGACCUAUUGAUCAGAGCGGGAAAUAUUGGGCGAUUCGGUUAUUAUCAGUGGCGUGUUUGUCUCUGGCUGCAAAGAUGGAGGAAUGCAGAGUUCCGGCGUUGUCGGAGUUUCGAACGGAAGAUUUCGAGUUCGAGAAUCAGGUGAUUCAGAGGAUGGAGCUUCUGGUCUUGAGUACGUUGGACUGGCGGUUGAGUUCUGUUACUCCGUUUGCCUAUCUGAAUUACUUCAUUUCCAAGCUCAGCGAGAAAUCAAGACCAAAGACGUUGGUGUUGAGAGCUAUGGAAUUGAUAUUGGCUACAACAGAAGUGAUGGAUUUAGUGAAUCAUAGGCCAUCAGCAAUAGCUGCGGCGGCUGUCCUGGUGGCUUCUGAUCAGAGCUUACCGAGUACUUCAGGUGAUUUUAAGAUGGGCGUAAUCUCGUUGUGCGGCUGCUUAGAAAACAAGCAUGUGUUUUCUUGCUAUAAUCUGAUGCGGGAGUUGGAAGAGAGGAAAUUGAACAUGCACAAUCUUGUAGCGUCAAUCUACGCAAUCCCCGCCAACGGAGACGUUCUUGAUGAUUAAGGUAACGAUUUGGAAGAAAAGCAAAUCGAUUGAGAGAGAGAGAGAGAGAGAGAGAGAGAGAGAGAGAGAGAGAGGAAACCUAUUACAGAUCUUGUGCUAUUCGCCGGAUAUGAUUUCAUUUUGCAAUUGGAUUAUAGGUCUAAUGAGUGUCGCAUCUCGAACUCCCAUCAAUAUGAUUUGGAGUUGAUUGAUGAUACCAUUUCGAAAAUCUAAAGAUGGUUUUUUGGGUUUAUGGUUUUGAGGGCAUUCUCUACCAAAUUGGUUAGUGUAAUCAAGAAACAGAACCACAGGAAAAGGGGGAGAUAGAGAAAAAAAAUGGGGGGAGAAAGCUGACUUUUGAGUCCAAAAGCAUGGAAGAGGUGUUACCCAAGAUGCCAUUGAAGUGUGUUUGUUAAUAGUCAUUCAGCUAGUCUUUUUGGUUCAUAGUCAUUGUCAUUCAUGAAAACCUUACCCAAAUAUUCAUUUCAUUUGUAUUUCUUUAGUUAUUUGUAGAAUUUUGGUAGGGACCCAAAACAAAAAAGAAAAAAAGAGAGAGAGAGAGAGAGAGAGAGAGAGAGAGAGAGAAGAAAAUCAUUGUUGCGAGUCUUUUUUUUCUAUGCAUUAUUUAAAUAUCUGCCUUGCAGACACUCCUUUGGUGGGGGUUGGGAAGCAUGGGAUGCUUCCAAUGUCUUUAAAAAGGCUGAGAGCAAUGCGGGGAGGAGGUGGUACUGGCUGUGAUUGGAUGCACUUAUGUUGCAUGCUGUCGAUAAAAAGCAUGUAAAAAAGAGGGGAAUGGGGUUUUGGGUAUUUGUUUUUUUUUCAAUGUUGGGAAUGUCUUUUGGGGGUGUGCUUUCACUGUUACUUUUGUGUUGGGGCCAUAAAGACAGACAUUGUUGUGGUAUCAAAAGGAAUUUGUUCAUGGAUAUGUGAUGAGCUUAAUCUGCAUCUAAGUUGGUUUUUUUCAUGAUCAAUGAUAUGUUUGAGGAAACGUCACGUGACACAAUAUUGGUAAUGGUUUCAUUCAAUCGAGCUUGAAUUAAAGAUGCGACGGCUUUUUCUUUA